Molecule: messenger RNA, 4301 nt
Organism: Nematostella vectensis (starlet sea anemone)
Lineage: Eukaryota; Metazoa; Cnidaria; Anthozoa; Actiniaria; Edwardsiidae
Product: probable serine incorporator
Exons: 8
Coding region: 1747-3618 (623 amino acids)
Cellular component (GO): membrane
Source: RefSeq, a predicted model, not a curated record
CUGUAUGCAUUCACCCCUGGGCCAACCCUUGUACCCAUUACCAAGAAAACCUGGAAAACCAAUCAUCUUCUUCAUUUAUGAUGUAAUGAUACACGAAGCCCAGGAGUCCCUGCAGGCAUACACACGCAGAUGCACACAGCUCGACCGAAAGACCAAAUAGAAAAGUCGAUCUGAAAUAGAUUUUGGCUUGAAACGUCGCGCGGGUUAGCAAAGCGCUUUCUCUUGCCUGCUGGUCACAUUGUACUUUUCUGGCGCUUUAAAUUAUAUUGAGGGUUGCAGGCUUCAGGAAUUAGGUGAUGUAAUUUACUAACCUGAUUCUCACUGAUGGAUCUAAAUAACGACAAGGUAAUGCUUUCGUGAUGAUCCCUGAUCUGAAGAAAACAGGCGCGCUCUAAUGCUUCCCCGUACGGCAUUCUAGGAAAAAUACACGCUAUAGCUCUUUUCUGUACUCUUUCUAACUCUGAUUGUAAGUACUGAGGCAAAAAAAAAAUGGAACAAGGGACAAGCGUAGUCCAGGGAAGAUCUAAUACAAGCGCAGUAAGUACGCAACAAGAUCUUUGGCUGGAACGCGCGCGCGUUUUAGCUGCACAAGGAAGUAAAUUUUCCUAGCUGCCUUCUUACUUACACUAUCUACAUGAUCGUUCCAUGUUAGUGUGUUGUUGAUUGUAAGGCCGAGAAGCUUAGUAGAAGUCGUUUCCUGGAUCUGUUUCCCGUCUUCUGUGACUGGGUCAUACUCUUCCGGGGAGCGACGAAAACUAAUGGUAAGCUCUUUAGUUUUGUCGAGGUUAAGUUGGAAAAGGUUUUCCGCUGACCAGUUCGAAACGUGGUCCACUGCUUCUCGUGCUCUACUCUGCUGCCCCUUUAGUACUUAAGCUAUGAAGUACCGUUGUUUUGACCACGACCGUUCCCUCACCGUGUCAUUGAGACGAAUAAUCUCCACAGAAACAUUGCGAAACUUUCUGUCAUCUCCAUAUUCCGAUCCGAUCCGUUUCAAUCCGGUCCUGUCCGAUCCCGGUUUUGUCAACGCCGGCUUGUAUACAAGGAACAAAUGUGAAGUUUAUAAUAGGAUCCAAGAAUUGGAAAGGACUUGUUUUAGCUGUGAGUUUGAUCUCUUGAAUUCUUAGCAUAGUUAUGCUUUAAUCAAUUGAUGCACAAUUAUGAUAUACCAUUCAAGUCGACUGACAAGACGAAGUUACAACUGUGUGAGAACCCAAGUCGAUUGACAAGGAGUUACAAACCGAUUGGUUUUAUGCGGAGAAUUAAAAGGAAAAUAUUUUUCAAUCGGACGAACUGGUGAGGUAGAAUGAAAUCGGUAUUUGACCGGUCCCUCACGCUUGACUAACCACUGGGCUCCCUGUGGAUUGUUGCAUUUACAGGUAUUUACAGGUUGUUGUUUGUUGAUGGUCUAGAAAAAUAAAACAAAUCUUUGGAUCGUUUACAAUUACUCCAGAUUAAGAAACAAAAGAAGUAUGCGAUAGGCAUUUACAUUGAAGUAUUUUAUUACUUUUGAAGAUGAAAUUUUCACAAAAUACUUUGCAAAUUAUAUUGCCUUUAAAAAAUCAAUUAUAAAACGGUGGUUACUAUUAAUUUAUUGUUUUUGUUCUUUGUUCUCAUUAUCAAUAGCCAAAUGAUCCGCAUUUGUAAACUCAAAUCCAGUUUUAUCGAUCCUAAGAUAUUUUUAGUGAUGUUUCUGCUGAUCUCAAUAAGAUUACUUCUAAAAAUAAAUCACCCAAAACAACAAACAAUAUGGCGACUUUUUCAGGCAAGAAAACGGCCCCAAAUGCUCAAAGAAAACUCUAUUUAGACUCCAUCGAGGAAAAAGAAGAAACGAGUUGCUGUUGGAGUGAGAAUUGUUGCUGCUGUUGUUGCACUAUUUGCGGUUUCAGGCGCUCGACCGUCACACGAAUAAACUACACUGUCUUCCUUUUAUUAUGGACAAUGCUGUGCGUUGUACUGAUGUUGCCCAGCAUUUCAAAGCGCCUAGCCCAUAUCCACGGUAUAUGUACAGAGGUUUUUCAGGUAGAAUCUUGCGAUGCAUUUCUGGGCUAUUCGGCAGUGUACAGGGUUUGUUUUGCAAUGGCGAUGUUUUAUUUUCUUAUGGCAUUUGUGCUUAUUGGCGUACGAAAUGAAGAGGACGUAAGAGCAAAAUUUCAUAACGGAUUCUGGUACAUAAAAAUACUUCUCCUACUCGGUUUGACAGCAGGCAGUUUUUUCAUCCCUCGGCAUGGUCAGUUUCAUGCGUUCUGGAUGUACAUCGGUCUAGCCGGGGGCUUUCUUUUCAUUCUUAUCCAACUCUUGCUGUUAAUUGACUUUGCGCAUUGCUGGAACGAAUCUUGGGUCGAGAAAACAGAGACUUCAGAGACCAAGUGUGGUUCGAGAGCGUGGUAUAUUGCACUUCUGGCAGCGACUAUCCUCUUGUACGCGCUCUCUUUGGCAGCAGUGAUCAGCUUCUACUCGCUAUUUGCAAGAGAUUCCAGCUGUAAGACGAAUCUGUUCUUUGUAACUUUUCAUCUCUGUCAUUGCGUAGUCGCAUCGGUUAUAUCAGUGCUGCCAGCCGUGCAGAAAGCGCAAUCGGGAACAGGUCUUUUAAAGGCAGCCGUAGUGACGUCAUACAGCAUGCUGCUCACGUGGUCGGCCUUGUCCCAUGAGCCAGAUGACACGUGCAACCCACGUUCCACCCUUCUAUCAGGCUAUGAUGAGCUUACGGGCUUGAGCCUGCAGGCUGUGUUCAGUGGUAUCUUGAUGUUUGUCAUGCUCAUCUACGCCAGUUUCUCGACUGCGAUGACGGCUUCAAAACUGAGUAAAUGGUCUCCGAGCCAGCACGAUAAGCUCAGUGCUACUUCCGAUGAGUACAAUUACUCGUUCUUCCAUUUCGUGCUGUUCCUAGCAUCGCUGCACAUUAUGAUGACGCUGACUAACUGGUACAGUCCAAAUGAAGGAAACUCGAGUCUGCUCCGUCUUUCUCGAUCCUGGCCAGCGGUCUGGAUCAAGAUGGGUUCCAGUAGCGCAUGCGUGUGGCUAUACAUUUGGACUUUGAUCGCGCCAGUGCUUACACCGCUGUUCGAACAGUACGCAGACGAGUUGAAGGGCGAUGACGUAAUGAUGAAUGACGCCAGGGAGUCCGAGUUCAAAAAGGAACACAAAUAUUAUAAGGAGAACAUCGAGAAGUUCUCACCGGAAAAGCGACAUAAAAACUUGAAGGGCAAUGAGAAGGUUGAAGCUAAAAACAAGCACACCCAGAAAGAGAAUGAACUGAACAAAAAUAAUAAAAAGGAAAAGACCAACGCUGCUGAGGGCGUUGACGACAACAAGAAAGAAAACAGGGUCACGCAACCUUCCGUCACAAAUCAUGUCACACAAUCAAACGUUACUAGAAAAGGAGAAAGUAAAAAGUCGCCAAAGUCAUUCACGCCCCCUUGCGUGACAGGAACAGAGGCGGUAAAUGUAACACACGGAAGCAUGUCACGCAGGAACUCAUCACGCAUUGCUACGCCUGUCACGCCCGUCACGCCGGUAGAUAAAGAGAUGUUCAGACUGGAGGGAAAAGUCAUGAGACUGCAAGAAAAGAUAGCUAAACUUCAAACAAAAGUCGCUUCUCUGCAAGGGUUAAACAUCUGAAACACAUAGUACUUGUAGUAGCUUCUAGUAACGCAACCGUUGAUAUCGCUAACCGGAAGUAACGCAAUCUGUCAGAAGGCUUUAGACCAAAGUGGCCUCAGCGUAAGACAAAGUGGCUUCUUCACAGGGGUCAACGAGUGCUAGAUAGUAAAUCCUUUUUGUUAUUGUUUUCAAUCAACAUUGUGAGACAAAUUAUGUAAAGAAAUCUCGUUAUUUAACAGCUAAAGCAGAGGUUUUUUUAUACUUAUUUUACCAAACCAAAUAAAUAAAAUAUUAUAUAAGCAGCCGAUAGAAAUUGAUGAUCACGCUUGAUAUUUUGUAAGGAUAACAGAACGACGGCGGACAGCUAAUCUUGAAACAUAUGAGAUAGUACGUUUGUAAAGGAACACUGUUUGCCGGAAGUAACUCAAUCUUUCUAUCAUCUCACUAGGAGACAGAAAUCAUUUGACUUUUUGGGUGGCUUACUCGCACGUUUUCCAUUCAAAUAACAAAAAUAAAAACAAGACUUAUUUAGCACUUACGAAGCAGCCAGGAAGUUUCUUUGACAGAAAGGACUUAUUUUCAUUAAACGGACGAUUUUUCAUCAAUCUCUGGUAAGACGAGCGCAGCCAUUUUUGUGUUUAUUUUGGCUUGAAUUUCCCAUUCUUAUUGCAUAUGUAAGUAAAGUUUUCAAUAUGGCAUCA